UAAUUUUAUACGUCUGUGUGCUAACACUUCGGUAGGCGGAUGGGCUUUGAUAGUUUGUUAGAACACUUUGCGGAGAACUGUUGUUGUUCCAGGGGUACUCAUUCAACCCGAACCUAACCCUGGCCCACAAACUGUUGAAGUUUGUUCGGCUGGGGGUUCUCCCGGACCCAGUAACAACAGACGUUUCUAGAUCUGUCGUUUUGUCAGUCAUUCCUUUAUCGUGCUCCUGAAUGGCUGAAAAGAAAGGAUUUCAAUGCGAGAACGCAGCCGGUGUGGAUUCAUCAUCACUCGCCGCACAGUGCGAGCAUGCGGAUGCUGUCGCUUCGGAGGACUGUCGAGCAACUCAAGCGGAGACGGAGGCCUGCACGCCAAUGAUCGGAAUGCAUCCUGGAUCAUCGCCUGCAGAAACACGUCAACUGCCAGUUGCGGUGCGACAGUUUGCGGAGAUUCUACGUCGUCGCUACCGCUCUACCAAGGUAUGGUUGGGGAAGGGUAUGAGCACUAAGGCGAACAAACGACCGCUAGAUAAAAUCUUUGUCAAUGUGGUGGUCAUACCGCGUGAAGAACUGGCUUCACUGAAUGAACAAACUUUCUUCGGCUCGCAAAGCGAUGUGCAGAAGUUGAGCCAUGUGUUCUCGCGAGUCGCAGACAAAGUGCAGCACGUGCAACUGGCCAAUAUGUUUGACUUUGACGGGGAAGAACUUGAUGAAGACGAAUCAGUUCGUGUAUUGGCUGUUGCAUGUGCUGGCGCUGGCAAGACGACCAUAUUCUUGUUGAAAGGUCCUAUGGACUGGGCAAGAGGUCUGAUCUGGCAUGAGUUUGACAUUGUGAGUGCAUUGGCGCUGCGUGAUGCUCGUGUUCGAAAUGCCAGAACUGUUGUUGAGCUGUUACAACUAGAGAGAUACGGUAUUGUCAAUGCGGUAGAGCAAGGUGAAAUUGCUUCGUUUGUACACGCUAACCCGCAGCGCUUUUGUAUCACAUUUGAUGGCUUAGAUGAAACACUGCUCGAUACCUGUAGCGAUUUUGUGCGCGGAAUUAUUCGCGGCGAGGAGUUGAAAGGCGUUCGCUUGAUUCUAACGUCGCGCCACUCGGCAGAAGUCAUGAAACUGUCGGCCACGUGCCAGUUUGAUCGCCGUGUAGAGGUGCUUGGAUUCACGAGGGACAAUGUGCGCGAGUACGUGAACAAUGUACUACCGUGCGAGCAGGCAAGCACCAUGCUAGAGCAGGUCGAUGCAGAUCCGAGUUUAGCAGCCAUUCUGCAAACACCUUUCUUCACGGAGUCGACGUGCGACGUUUUCCGCAAUUGUGGCUCUGUUCCUUCGUCACUGUUCGGCAUCUUCACGUCUUUGAUCCUGAGUAUUGUUCGACAGAACACUGAGAUUGCGUAUCCAGACUGGUCGUCUAUUCCGCGUAUCUUGAAGGAGAAGAUCCUGGAGUUGGGUCAUUUUGCGUUUCUGAUGCUAGUUGAUAAGAAGGUGGUGUUUAUCGACCGUGACCUUGAUGAACAGCAGGUGUCGAAGGAAAGUCGCUCACUUGGUCUUCUUGUAGCAUGCGAGUCACUGUCGUAUCCAUGCGUUAGUCAAUGGCAAUUCAGCCAUCUUUCAGUUCAAGAAUGCCUUGCUUCUCAGUACAUUGCAUCCACUGCUCCCAAUGCGAGCGACGUUAAAUUCCUUGUGAGGCAGGUGGGAGCUUUGACUGGUCACUUGAGCACCUUUUGGUGUCUGCUUGCAUCACAAUUGGCACCUGACGCCAAAGAAGCCUUGAUUUCAGCUAUUCUUACUCAGCCUGUUCCACGUGAAGAAGAUGUUCGCAAGCUUGCGUCAUGUAAAGAUGUGACGCAUUUCCUUCGCUCAUCUGAAAACGAUCUUCUGCUGGUGUCAGAAGUUCUGUGCGAACAUCUUGACGAUUCGGCCGUCCAGAGUCUAGCUGUUUGCCUUCUUGAUGAUCUACUACCAGACGGUGUGAGUGUUUCUCAGGCUAUCGAAGAAGUUCUUCCUCACUCUUUCACUUCGUCGUUACUGGACUACGUCCGCGCUCUUCUGCAGCUGUGGCGUCGCAAAGCACCACGCGCUAGCAUCAGAAUGCUGUGUGCCGCCUUGAAGUCUAUCAAUUCCUAUGCAUCUGACCAUGUUCUCGAGUAUUUCCAGGCAAAGCAAAGAGCAAGCCUUGAUUCCAUGCACACAUCGGCAUCACCUUCCUCCUCAGAACAAGAGCAUUCGGUCAUGACUGCCCCAUUGAAGGGGUCACUCUCAGGAAGCUCUUUGGAGGAAAUGCGUACUCCAGUCCGUCGUCAACUAAUGCUACUUGCUUGCCGUGUGUUUGGUCAGCGUGGAUCGGACAUGGACAACACGUCCAACGAUAAACCAUUACCGCCUUCAUCAAGUCUGGCGUUGGCAUUCUCUCAUGCUGGGCUUGAUUUCAAUCACGUUCUUCUUUCCUCGGCUGAUUGCCAUCUUAUCUCAUCAGUGAUUGAAGCGCAUCAGAAAUCCAUCCGCAUUGUUUCGAUAUCCAGAUGCCAGAUAGAUGACAAUGGUUUCAAGGAACUUGGUGCAGUGCUUUCCAAAUGUUCUGGAUUGGAGUUUGUCAACCUUGCAGACAAUUCGAUAUCAGAUCGCCACGUGUCACUUAUCAGCAAGAUGAUCGUCGUCAACCAGUCAACUUUGCAGAAUCUAAUUGUUGGGUGGCUACAGAUCUCCUCCUCUGGAUAUGCACAGUUGGUUCCAGCAUUGGUCCGUUGUCACGAUAUUCGGCGUGUUACAUUAGGCAGUCCACAUGCCCAGGAUAUCAAAUAUAACACUCUUGUAGCCCUUGUCAUUCUGGCUUACUGCAAACGGCUUUACAGCGCGAAUUUUCGUCUGUUGUUUGGUGAUGAGGGUUUUGGUAUGAUCCUUCCAUUACUGAUUUCAAGGCCAUUUAUAGGACUAACUUUCAUGAACGCAGGAUUGUCGUCACAGAGUGCACCUCUGGUAGAGCGCUUGCUAACUGCACAUCAGCUUUGGGUUUCCCACUUUGGGGUCAGCCACAAUUGUCUUACGGACACGUUCCUGUGCCGUGUUGCUCCGAGUCUCAUGCAGUGUACAUCACUGGACGUGUUGUCCUUGGUUGACACAGGUCUUACAUCAGAGUCACUUUCUGGUCUCGCUGGUAUCCUCGCGUCAUGCCCUUGCCUUCGUGUUCUUCUUCUUGUUGACAAUGAUUUUCAAGUUCAGAACGAGACGGCAAGUACCGAGUUUGCCAGGGCUGUGGGUGCCAGUAAGAAGUUGCUGGUGCUUACAAUGCCUCUGAAGAAGUUCGUGAACGAUCGUUUGGCAGAACUUCUAGCUAGUUUAGCUGCAGGUAAACCCCAGCUGCUCAUUCAGUACGCAGACAGAUAACGUUUCAUGCCGUCAUGCCUCUGCUUAACCGGGCCGUCACGAGUAUGUGUGGAGAUACCCACUGAGUAUUGGCACUGGGUACAUUUGUAUAUUUGUAUAUACUAAAGCAGAUACUCAUGUAAACUGAUCACUUGACAUUGUAUGCAUACAGUGUACUUACUAGUGUAAUGUUUUGUAUAUCUAUUUCUUGAAGUUAUGCCAAUGAUGUCAUGCUGAUGAGUCAGCAUAUUUUCUCAUGUCCAUUGAGUAUUGAGUGGUAGACUGGUACUAGUGCAUUGCUGUAUAGCGGCAUGGUCAUUCCAUGCACAGAUUCUUUAGUGACGGUGUAUUUACGCAGCCAUUUAACAAUAGAAUUGAUUGCGAUCGCGUAUGCGCAACGCUGUGUUCAAUUGUUGCCGUGCAACAUAAACGACCUAUAAUUUACUAAGUCUGAUAUCGGACACACGAUCAUUAAGGCGGCUACAUUCUUCACUUGAUUUGCACGUGCGUUUAAAGUGCAUCAUUUAUUCGCACUUUCCUGGAGCAUGUGGUCCACAAUCACACAUAAUUCCAUAUUUUCAGGCAUAAACGUGUUCUUUCUGAUUCGUGUCUUACUGAUGUGGGAAUUCCCCAGUUCAUGCAUCUUUCUUUCAGCUAGUUUUUCGUUAUCUUUUGACUUUUUCUGCCACAGACUCCGCGCAUAUAGCACUGUGUGUUUCAGUUUUCAGUAUACUGGCUGGUGAUUGCCCUAGUAUUGUCCAGAACCUUGGACGGUGAUAACAGAGCCGGUUGCCUAACUAGAUCCUAACCGUGUACAGUAGAUUGUAUAGAUUGUGUAUGGAGUGUUUUUAACAUGUGGUCCCAGCUGCUCGAUUAAUCUACUUUGCAUAUUUGGUUUAGAUGCUCCGGUGAUAAUUUUACAGUGCUCUUUCA
Molecule: messenger RNA, 4286 nt
Organism: Sycon ciliatum
Lineage: Eukaryota; Metazoa; Porifera; Calcarea; Leucosolenida; Sycettidae
Product: nucleotide-binding oligomerization domain-containing protein 2-like
Exons: 1
Coding region: 231-3374 (1047 amino acids)
Source: RefSeq, a predicted model, not a curated record